CAGAAAGUCGAAUAGAUUGGGACGGCAAAACGGCAUAAGAUGUACAUUUUCUUCAGAAAGUGUACGAGCCGACAUCCGGUCUCGGGGGCCCUCCAGUUUCAUCGGAUGAUCAGUUCGUCGGAGGUGGCAACGGCCUUGCGCCCGUUCUAUUUCGCCGUACAUCCGGAUCUCUUCGGACGCUAUCCUCAGCAGCGUCAGGUGAACGAAGACUCUCUAAAGUUACUUAGUGCUCAUCUGGAAUCGCUACUAAACCAGCAAAGGAUUCUUCCAACAACGCCCCGGUCACUGCCAUUUUAUAUCCGAGCAUCGAAUGCCCCGGAGGACCGAGGCACGUUUAACCUUAUCAAAGUUCCCUUGGAACGGACCGUAGACGCUAAGCUGCUGCUGCGGCGAAUCCUGGAAUCCUGCAAUCUCUCGACCGAAUAUGUCGACAAAAUGCCUUCUACUAAAAAUAGCACGUCGACGGGAACGUAUACCGGUGAUUUUCAGCAACAGCAGCAACAAAACUCGUUCUAUUAUCGCAAACGAUCGGAAUAUAAUUUCGGAAAGGAACGAGCUGAUGAAGAGGAGGCACCUUUCGAGAAGGAGUUUGAUCUGUUUCAAUUUAGAAUGAAAAAGGUACGGGAAAAUGAAACGCUCAAAAAGUGGCUUCGAAAGCAUGUCAUCACGGCAACGGUCCGCACGAAGGCCCUCCAGGAGCUACAGGAAGAGGUCGAGAAACUGCGCGAAGACGUAACAAAGCGGCUAGGGCUACGGGAAAUCAUAUACGAUUGCGGAUGGAACGUGGAACACUUUCGUGGCUGCCUGAAGAGUUUGGAGAAGCUUGCCGAACUGCAUCCGGGAGCAUUGGAUGGGCUGAAGGAUCGAACGCUGGUAUUUGCUGCUUAUACGGGCGUUAGUCUCGAAGGUCAUGUGAUGCUGUUCACGGGAGACGUCCAACGGAACUGGCUGGAGCUUAUCAAAACGAUCGAUAAACAUGAUAGCUAUCUGAAGAAGCUGCCAGCUUACGAGUACGCACUGUCGCAGGUGCUCCGAAACAUUCGAAUUGGCCGGCGAAAGUUUAUGCCCAAGGCACAAGCGAUGGCCUAUGCGUCGCAUCUACGCAAGAUAACGACCGCACUGCUGGACUACCUGGGCCGUUCGAAGUUUCCCAAAGCGUGGCCACAAGAUUUGUCAAAGUUCGAGCUGGUUGUCGAAUCGGAAGCAGGUCCGCUCAUGGUAAGCCCGACGGGGCAGCUCAUUGUGCCGGCCACCUGCCCGGGAUCACUGCUGGUGGACUUCCUUACCAACCAUCUCGCCGAAGCCUUGGACAAGCAGAACUCGUACGACAGCCAGAAGCACAUCGAACGGGAUCUGCACGCACGGUGCGUUGCACAAUUUCGGCUGCUAACGCUAACGAAGGAUGACUCCGUCACACCGGAUCGGAUGAUUGAAUGUCUCGAAAAGCUGCUCUCAGAAGGAGCGACGGGUUUGGAGCUUGCGGACUUGAAUCUAACCAUCACCACGUACUACUCAGUACUGGCCGAUGGGACGGUUUGCAUACCGUGGGACUGGAAGCACUAGUCUGCUAGUUUGCACCGCGUGGGUAUUUUUCUGUCAAUUAUGGAAAUGUCGGUGCCAUGUUAUUGCUGUUGAGAUUUGUUAG
Molecule: messenger RNA, 1645 nt
Organism: Anopheles coustani
Lineage: Eukaryota; Metazoa; Arthropoda; Insecta; Diptera; Culicidae
Product: T-cell activation inhibitor, mitochondrial
Exons: 4
Coding region: 40-1563 (507 amino acids)
Cellular component (GO): mitochondrion
Source: RefSeq, a predicted model, not a curated record